AUGGCCUUCCACCCAACGGGAGGAUUGCUCCUCUUCUGGAUCACGGCAUCAUGUUCUUUAGGAUUUAUGCUGUUCGGCUACGAUCAAGGCGUUUUUGGAGGCUUGCUAUCCAACCCGACCUUCUUAGAUCGAUUUAACCACCCGGGCGCCACCUUGCAGGGCCAAAUUGUCUCGACGUACACCAUCGGAUGCAUCAUCGGCUCCGUAAUCAUCAUUCCGACUGGUGACAUGCUCGGACGACGAAGGGCGACGAUAUUCGGGUGCACAGUCGUCGCAAUCGGAGGGAUACUGCAGGCUUCAGCGUUCACCCUUCCACAUAUGAUCGUCGGACGGAUUGUUUCUGGUAUCGGCAUCGGCAUCAACACAACGACUCUCCCCAUAUGGCAGAGCGAGACGUGCAUGCGACCGUCGCUGCGUGGGAGACUUGUCGCGAUUGAGUUGACGACCUUGGUCUUUGGUUUUGUUUUGACGAACUGGAUGAACUUCGGCUUCACGUACGUCUCGCACAGCGAGGUAUCAUGGCGCUUUCCUCUAGCGUUUCAAUCCUUCCUUGCAAUCGGCACAGCAGGGAUUACUCCAUUCGUUGUCGAGUCGCCUCGCUGGCUCUGCUUGAAGGACCGCGAGGAUGAUGCCAGGGUUGUAAUCGCCCGACUGUUGGCCAAACCGGUCGAACACGAGGAUGUGCGAGAGGCAUUGGAGAUCAUGCUCGAUACUCUGGCACGCGAGAAGGAGGAGUACAAGGCCGGAUGGAAGGAGCUGUUGCAUAAUGGCAAGCAGCAGACCUUCCGACGGGUCCUUCUCGGGAUGGGGACGAAUUACUUCCAGCAGAUGGGUGGCGUGAACGUCGUGGCCUACUAUCUCCCAGUCGUCCUGGAACGGUCUUUCGGCUUCACUCCCCGGUUGGCCCUCAUCCUCUCCGCCUGCGACAGCAUGCAGUGGAUGUUUUGGGGGGGCAUGGCCAUCUACUGCAUCGAGAAGUUCGGUCGGAAAACGAUGAUGAUGUUCGGUGCACUGGGCUGCAGUCUCUGCUUCAUCGUCAUUGCCGCCGGUCUUGGUGUGGGUACAAAGGCAUCGAACGGUGUUGCGGUGGCCUUCAUCUUCCUCUUCUACUUCUUCUUCGGGCAGAGCUUCAUGGCGAUCGGCUUCUUGUAUCCAUCGGAGAUCAACAGCAACAUGAGCAGGAACCGGGGGGCGGCGAUCGCUAUGAUUACGAACUGGUGCGGCAAUUACAUUGUUGUCUCCAUCACGCCAACUGGCAUCGAAAACCUUGCUUGGAAGUUCUAUAUCAUCUUCGCAGCGCUGAACCUUUCCUUUGCACCAAUCAUCUGGUUCUUCUAUCUCGAGACUGCUGGUUUAUCGCUGGACGAGAUCGAUCGGGUCUUCGAGAUUGCGCACGCGCCUGGCGUCAAGAUGGGCUACAAAGAAGCCACUCGACUGGCAAAGGAGGAGUUUGAGGCAGAGAGGCUGCGGAUCCAUGAUGGGAAGCAGGUGAACCGCGAGAAGGAGCCCUCGGAGGAUGCACAUUUUGUUGAGUCGGUGUGA
Saxophila tyrrhenica is the source of this 1542-nucleotide messenger RNA. RefSeq lists its product as uncharacterized. NCBI's taxonomy places the organism in Eukaryota, Fungi, Ascomycota, Dothideomycetes, Mycosphaerellales, Extremaceae. Bases 1 to 1542 code for a protein of 513 amino acids. The transcript is spliced from 5 exons. The record is from RefSeq and is a predicted model, not a curated record. Gene Ontology annotation, molecular function: carbohydrate:proton symporter activity. Gene Ontology annotation, biological process: transmembrane transport; carbohydrate transport. Gene Ontology annotation, cellular component: membrane.